AUGGCUAGUAUCUCAAGUAUCCAUUCUAACGCAUUCACAGGAUUAAAAUCUCUCAAAUUUCUAGACUUAAGUGGAAACUAUCUUACGAAAAUCCAUCCUGAUUCACUAAAGGGCUUAUGGACAUUAGAGACCGUGGAUCUAUUUGAAAAUAGUUUGGUAUACCUUGACAGUGGUGUGUUUUCCAAUAACCAAAAUUUAUCUCGCCUCAUCCUGUCGGGAAAUCAAUUAGCAUUUUUUAAUCAAAGUACUUUUGACCCUGUUAUAUCUUCGCUUUUGUAUAUUGACAUAUCCCAUAACCAAAUCGCAUGUGAUUGCGAUUUAAUGUGGCUUGUCCGUUUGGUCAUUAGUACACCUGCAGUAAAUCUUCUUCAAAAGGAUAAAACGAUUUGUGGUAUAGCAUCGUUAGAGCCACUCAGAGACAAGCCUUUCCUAGACUUCAACCCCACUGAACUGUGUGGUUUCAACUUCUACAUCGUCUGUUUGCCUUCAAUUGCUGUCAUUUCCUUGAUAGCAACCAUUAUGUUAGUUUAUCAUUUUCGAUGGCAGUUACGACGCUGGCUCUUUCUUCUAAAACUGGCCGCAUUUGGUUACAUGGAGGUGCGAGAUCCUCGAGACCAUGACGAUUACGAGUACGACUUGAAUGUCAUUUUCCACGAAGAUGACGAAGCAUGGGUCCGGGAACAUCUUCGAGUGGUCAUAGAAAAACGGCUUCCACAGUUCAAUAGGAAGGUAUAUGGUGAUGCCGAUCUUGUCGCAGGAAUGCAUUACUUAGAGGCGGUCGACUAUGCGGUUACCCGGAGUUACAAGACGGUCGUAGUGCUCAGUAGGGCCGCUAUCAAGGAUCGUUGGUUCAUGCUCAAGUUCAGAACGGCUAUUGACCACGUGACGGAUACCCAGACUGAGUUUGUCCUUUUGUUAUUCCUGGAAGACAUCCUUGGCGAAGAACUACCUUUCUUAGUUAGGUUGUGCCUUAGUGACGGCAGGCCGUACGUACAUUGGCCUGAAGACAUUAGAGGACGGGAAUAUUUCUUCGAUGAAUUGACAGCAAGGUUGACCGUUAAUCUAAAGACAAAUGAUUUGAUUCCCAAUGAAUGAUAUUGAAAGACCAUCUUUAUUGUGGAGCUUCAAGAAUUCCUGAUUGUCACGUUGAAAAUGCAUAUCGCUUGAAAGCAAAUUUCUGACUUCUAAUUUGUUUUCUGGUUGUGUUAACACAAAAACAUAUAUAUACGUAUUAAUCUCGUACACAGCAAUCAAUUUAGUUUGCUAACUUUUCUCAGUUUGUAACCUUUUCUUUCCUUCUUCUGUUGUUUUUACUCUGUAACUCGGCUUUAAAAAAAUCUGCUCCCACGUUUUCGACGCCUUUGAGUGUUUCAAUGUGAAAACGGUAUAAUUGUAGCGCAAGUGGAUUAUGGUAAAUGACGUAUAUAUAUGUUGAAUUGUUAUCAUUUGAGUCUCCAUGUGACACUGAUAGCGGUUCAGAUUUUAGCCCUGGAGGUUGGUAGAAUAGCACCACCCUAAGGGAUAUGAAUGAGUGCAAUUGUGCACAUGUAUGUGUGCACUGAGCACCCUCUAGGGUGCAGAGAUGAACGA
This is a messenger RNA of Lytechinus variegatus (green sea urchin), 1590 nucleotides long. Its product is annotated as leucine-rich repeat and immunoglobulin-like domain-containing nogo receptor-interacting protein 2. The record is from RefSeq and is a predicted model, not a curated record. The coding region runs from base 1 to 1095 and encodes 364 amino acids. The transcript has a single exon. Gene Ontology annotation, molecular function: protein binding. Lineage: Eukaryota; Metazoa; Echinodermata; Echinoidea; Temnopleuroida; Toxopneustidae. Gene Ontology annotation, biological process: signal transduction.